Molecule: messenger RNA, 3384 nt
Organism: Fibroporia radiculosa
Lineage: Eukaryota; Fungi; Basidiomycota; Agaricomycetes; Polyporales; Fibroporiaceae
Exons: 21
Coding region: 1-3384 (1127 amino acids)
Biological process (GO): proteolysis
Molecular function (GO): serine-type endopeptidase activity; tripeptidyl-peptidase activity
Source: RefSeq, a predicted model, not a curated record
AUGGCUUUUGCGAGCAGUGCUGCGGCUUUUGGCAUUAAGCCUGCCGGGACGUCUACCUUUGGUCAAAGUAACACGGCCAAUACACAAAAUCCUCUUUUUGGAGGCUCGCAGCCUGCAAACACAACCUUUGGUGCUCUUGGCUCGCAGCCACAGAACCAGAACCAAUCUCAGGGAACGUCACUGUUCGGGGCGCCACUGGGACAAAACCAGAACCAGCAGCAACAAUCGCAACCAACCCAAGGAAAUCCGCUCUUCGGCAACGGAAGCAUGUUCGGGCAGACACAACAGCCUCAACAAACCCAAUCCACGAGUCUGUUUGGCCAACCUAGCUCAAAUACGCAACAGCCGGUGGCGAGUAGCGGUCUUUUUGGCCAGUCGACUACCAACUCCCAGCAGCAGGCCCCUGGUGCAAGUUUGUUUGGACAGCCGUCUACGAAUACGCAACAGAAGAGUACUUUUGGGUCUUCUUUAUUCGGCAACACACAAGCCCAGCAGACUAACUCAGGCCAGCAGCAGGGGGGAGCGGGCGGAUUGGGCGCGUUUGGGGGAAACACGAACACAGGAUCAACAUUGGGGCAGACCUCAGCGGCUGGCUCAACCGGGUUCGGCAAUUGGGGCUCGGGCACAUCAAAUCCGCUCCUUGGUCAGCCAACACAAGCUGCGGGAGGCCUUGGAGCAUCAACAUUUGGAUCUUCCGCCACUGGUUCUGGUUCUAUUUUUGGUAGACCAGCGCCUCAGCAGCAGCAGCAGCAAUCAUUUGUCGGAAAUCAGUCUGGUGGACCUCCGCCCUUCACGAGGCUGACCAAAUUCAAUGAUCUCCCCGAUGAAAUCAAGAAGACGCUGGAAAAUGUCGAUGCAUUGAUCCAAGGCCGAAUACAAAUUAGUAACGAUUUGAAGCAGCGAAAGGUAGGGCAAGAAGCAGUGAAAGGCCAGGACGGUGUUCGCAGUGUACACAAAGACCUCGUCAGCGCGAUCACGACUCUUCACUCUGACGUGCUCCACACACGCGAUCUAAAAAUUAAAGUUGACCAGACAGUGCAAGAUACUAUUGUUGCGACUCGUCUCGUUGACGGGUUCCGAAAUCCUCAACAACAUGGGGCCUAUUUGAAGAAUUAUGCUGACUUUCCACUGGAAUUCUUCGCUCGAGUAACUGAGCAAAUGAAGGAACGUCUAAGAUGGUACCAGAAAACUAUUGAGCAAAUCGAGCGUAAAUUGUCUUCCGCGGCAGCGCAAUCGCAGUUCACACCACAGGCAAUCACGUCUACCCUCGAAGCACAGCACGCUACAUUCAUUGCGCUAGCAAGCAAGACAGCAGCACUCGAUGCAGAGCUGCAGAAGAUUAAGACAUUGUAUACCCAGUUGUGGCGCGCUAAAACUGGCAGCAUGCGCGAUCCUUUCUUUGAUCUAGAUCGUGGUAGUGUGGGCGACUUUGGAUUGGAUAGUAUCAGUGGAAAUGGCGGCUGUGUGAGCACAAGGCCUCCUGAUCAAGAACAGGGAUGGCACCACGAGGGCCCUUUACCAUUUAAUCCCUCGACGAGCACGCUGGCUCCCAGCCUUCCCUUGUCCGAUAUGUGGCUUUCGUCGGCGUGGCUCCUGCUCGUACUCGGCUCGCGUGCGCUCGCCGCUCCCGCUGGCGAAUGCAAGUCGAAGCUGAAGGAAAGCGUCUCCCCGCCUCGUGGCUGGACGAAAGUGAGGCCUGCGCCGGCCGAUCACACGAUUGAGCUGCGCAUCGGUCUACCACAGUCCAACUUCCGCGAGCUUGAAACACACCUUGACGAGAUCAGCGACCCGCUCCAUGAGCGAUAUGGCGCACACUUGUCCAAAGAAGAGGUAGAAGACCUCAUUGCUCCCCCUUCGGACAGCCUCCGGUUGGUGGACGAGUGGCUUGCUUCCAGUGGUAUUUUUGAAGACCAGCUCUCCCGUUCCUCCGCCAAGGACUGGAUCAUCGUUAAGGUUCCGGUCAGCUUGGCGGAAACGAUGUUGGAAACUGAAUAUCACGUCUGGACCCACGAAGCGAGCAGAGAGUCCAUCAUUCGUACCACUUCAUACAGCCUCCCCGAGCACCUACACGAUCAUAUUGAUCUUGUCCAACCGACUACGUUGUUCUCGCGGUUUAGGAAAAUGGAGACCACCUAUCGCUUUAUCCAGGAAGUGCCAGCCGCCCAGGACACGACUCCCGGCUACAUUCCGGUCCCGUCUGCCUAUAAUGGAGAAGUUGACGCAAGCUGCAAUGGGACCAUAACCCCCACGUGCCUAAAGCAGCUGUACAACGCAGUGGGAUACGAACCCUCGGCGACGGGAGGGAAUCACAUUGCUGUCACCGGGUAUCUGGAGCAGUACGCAAAUUAUGAAGAUUUCCACAUGUUCAACGAGGCAUUAGUCCCAGCUGCUACUGGCUCAUCGUUUAACGUGGUCUACAUAAAUGGAGGCCAAAACAAUCAGACCCCAUCUGCUGCAGGCGUUGAGGCCGAUCUUGAUACUCAGUAUGCAUUCGGAUUGACAUAUCCCACUCCGAGAACGUUUUACACGACCGGAGGGAGCCCUCCUUUCCAGCCAGAUGACCUUGAGCCCACAGAUAGCAACGAGCCCUAUGCGAAUUGGCUUGCUUAUGUGCUGAAUAGCACAGAUCUUCCUCAGACGAUCUCCACUAGUUAUGGGGAUGAUGAGCAGACAGUGCCGUACAGCUAUGCCGAGCGCGUCUGCGCAGAAUUUGCGCAGCUCGGUGCUCGAGGCGUUUCCAUCAUGUUCAGCUCAGGCGACGGAGGUGUUGGCGACGGAGACCCAGAUCCAGCCACUCAGCUUUGUUACAGUAAUGAUGGACUAAACGUUACCAAAUUCAUACCCGGCUUCCCUGCAAGCUGUCCUUACGUUACAGCCGUUGGAGGUACAAUAUACGUGCCUGAAGUUGCAUUCAAUAUAUCCGGAGGUGGUUUUAGUGACUAUUUCCCUCGGCCAUCGUACCAAGACGCUGCAGUCAGCGCUUUCUUGGAGAAACUGGCCCCAGGCACAUAUGAGGGGCUCUACAAUCCGAACGGACGAGCCUACCCCGACGUCUCGGCACAAUCGAACUUCUUCGAGUUCUUUUGGGACGAGGCCGAGUACCUGGUCGGAGGAACGUCCGCGUCGUCUCCAACCUUCGCGGCCAUCAUAUCCUUACUCAACGAUGCACGCCUAGCAAACGGGCUUUCCCCGCUUGGGUUCCUCAACCCUCUAUUAUACCAGCUCGGAGCAUCCACGCCAUCAGCAUUCAACGAUAUCACCGUCGGCAAUAACCCUGGUUGUGGCACAGAGGGAUUCAAUGCUACGAUCGGAUGGGAUGCGGUCACUGGGUGGGGUACGCCCAACUUUGGUGUUCUGAAGGAGAUUGUGCUGGGCAACCUGUAA